AUGGUCAUGGACAGCUUCCACGUGGGUCUCUCUUUGGCGACGAUCUCGCGCCACAUCACAACGCAUCCGCUAGUCGACCAAGGCAACAAUAGAAAAACCUCCAUGACAGAAGCGCGCAUGCAGCAUCUUAAAGGCGCCGCGCACGUCUGCAUGCGCAGGGUCACGCAGCAGCUCGAGGUCCAGAUGGAGCUACAUACGCGCGACUUCGCCAACGUUGCCAUCUGCAUGGAAUACAUGAGCUACGAUAUGCGAGCUAAAGCUCUUUAGCAUUGUAUGUGUGUCUACAAGCUGCUCCAUCUUCCUGGUGCGCUGCAGCAGGUGGCAAGCGCGAUUGCCCUCCGGUCUUCUACAGCGGCUUCUCAGCUCUCUUCCAACGACCUGUAUACACCAUCGGGGAUAGUAUGAAUGCUGCACGAUCUGGGUGCCUGCCUUUUAAUACACGGUUGAGUGGUUCUGUCACGUUUCGGAUCGGAAAGCGUGCAAAUGGCUCUAAUAAAGGAACCCCGAAGAAGUCAGAUUUGUGGCGGAAGAAGGAUUUUCUGUGGUUCAAGGACACAUUUUACGAUUUCUGUCAGGAGACGAGGUUGGGUCUGACCCCGUGGUGCUCGAAGACAACAAUAUCUUCAUGAAAAUCACUAAAAAUGCCCGUCAACAAUUUUGGGAACUGCUGAAGCGCCGCUGGGCAUGCAUCACCGAUACGGAUAUUUUGACGAUGUCGUCAAACGAGCUUCCAAUUUACGAUCAAUUCACAUUUGAGCUCUUCUUUUAAAUGGCCCUGCUAAACGCCAGGCAGAGGGUAUUCGACGGGCAACAGCGGACCGUGUUCGAGCUGCAGCGAGAGAGAUCGCAGCGUUACAAGAUCGUGAGAGUCAAACGUUUGGUCCUAUUGC
Messenger RNA from Phytophthora infestans T30-4, 890 nucleotides. RefSeq lists its product as uncharacterized. The record is from RefSeq and is a predicted model, not a curated record. The transcript has 5 exons. Bases 1 to 267 code for a protein of 88 amino acids. NCBI's taxonomy places the organism in Eukaryota, Oomycota, Peronosporomycetes, Peronosporales, Peronosporaceae.